Messenger RNA from Cavia porcellus (domestic guinea pig), 2371 nucleotides. RefSeq names its product phenazine biosynthesis like protein domain containing (gene Pbld). Gene Ontology annotation, molecular function: isomerase activity. The coding region runs from base 488 to 1711 and encodes 407 amino acids. NCBI's taxonomy places the organism in Eukaryota, Metazoa, Chordata, Mammalia, Rodentia, Caviidae. The transcript has 11 exons. Gene Ontology annotation, biological process: biosynthetic process. The record is from RefSeq and is a predicted model, not a curated record. Gene Ontology annotation, cellular component: cytoplasm.
AGCGUCCUUUCCUCCUCCCCGCAGACUCUUGGCUUAUCUAGUUGCCCCAGGACCCGAGAACUCGGGGCACUUCCUCUCCCGCCGUAGCCAAACCUGGCUUAAAAACCUUCGCCACCGGGCGCGGGAUUACAAAGGAGACCGCCUGCCUCCUUUGUCCUGGAUCAGGGAGCUGAGCGCCUCCGUCGCCAUUGGCCUUCCUCCCCCAGCUCCAGCCUCUCUCACCUUGGGAAGCUGCGUCAGAAGUCGCUCGCAGUCCCGCCAGCCCAGGUAGCCCUGCCGAGACUGCGGAGGAAGCGAGGCCGCGGCGGGAGGCCGGGCCCGUCAGGCGCCAUUUCCACCGGGAGCGCGCCCGGUGGCCCGACCUCGCCUGCUCGCUUCACUCCCCACCCGCGUCCCUUCCCGGGAGGCGCGGCCGCCCCUCAGCCCGUGGCCUCCUAAGUCAGUUUUCAUUAGCUGGGGGACAAAAAGUGGAAAGGGCGGGAAGCCGAUGUGUCAGCGCCACCGUACCCAAAAUGGCGGAGGCCCAACCAGCAGGCAAAGGGGGACACGCUGGGAGCCCCCCACUCCGGGCCCUGCCGUCGUCCGCUGGAGUCCACCCAAGCAGUCCUGCCUGGUAGCAAGGAGUGGAGUGGACACCAGUAGGCCUGAGCCCACAAGGAUGAUGAAGAUCCCGAUUUUCAUAGCCGAUGCGUUUACAGCAACAGCAUUCUGUGGGAAUCCUGCUGCUGUUUGCCUCCUAGAAAAUAAAUUGGAUGAAGACAUGCACCAAAAAAUUGCAAAGGAAAUGAAUCUCUCUGAAACUGCUUUUAUCCGAAAACUUCACCCAACAGACAACUUCACACAAAGUUCCUGCUUUGGACUGAGGUGGUUCACACCGGCGAGUGAGAUACCCCUCUGCGGCCAUGCCACCCUGGCUUCUGCGGCUGUGCUGUUCUACAAACUAAACAACACGAGCAGCACCCUCACCUUCGUCACCCUGAGUGGGGAACUAACGGCCCGAAGAGCCGAAGAUGGGAUCAUCCUGGACCUGCCCCUCUACCCUACCCAGCCCCAGGACUUCCAUGAAGUGGAGAACUUGAUAAAGGCGGCGAUAGGUGACACGCAGGUCCAGGACGUCCGCUAUUCUCCAGAUACCCAGAACCUCCUUGUGCGGCUCAGUGACUCCUAUGACAGGUCAUUUCUGGAGAUCCUGAAAGUGAACACAGGGACUCUGACCCAAGUGGAGACCACAAGGAAGAUAAGUGGACUUAUUGUCACCCUCAAAGCAGAGCCUGCUGGGCACACCCAAGCAUUUGACUUUUACUCCAGAUAUUUUUCACCAUGGUUUGGUGUGGCCGAAGACCCCGUAACAGCCGGAAGCAGAGGGACGACUUCACAGAGGGGCAGGACUACCAUGCUGCCUAUUUUCAUCCUGUUUGGAACUCUGGGCUGGUCACAUACCUGUAAUCCCAGGGCUCGCGCACACUAUUCUCAGUGGCUACUGGUCCCAGCAGCUGGGGAAGAAAGACAUGCGGGCAUUUCAGUGCUCCCCACGAGGAGGAGAACUGGGUAUUUCCCUGCGCCCUCAUGCACGAGUGGACAUCAAGGGCCGCGCAGUCUUGGUUGUGGAAGGCACGCUGACCAUCUAGGGAUGCGGGUGCAGGACGCCGCUGUCCCUAUCCACACGGAGUUUUCCAGGUCGCAUCAAAGAAAGCCGAGCACCUGCUUGUAGUCCACUUACUCCUUAUGCCAAAUGUAGAGAAAAGGAGCCGCGCUGAGGGCUUUAACCACUUGUGCAGACUAAUCAACCAGCGCAGUGCGGCUCCACCCGCAAGUGUCCUUGACUACAUCACCCGCAACCUCAACCAUGCUGGGGACACUGGACCCAGGGCCUUGCCCUUGUGGGCUAAGGAGGGCUCUGUGGCCCAGCCUCCUCCCCGUGAAUGUUUUUGACUGGGAGUAAUCAGGAGACAGCACUGCUGGCCCUUCUGUGGUCGCAGUGCCCGUCAGAGAACGAGGAACACUGCAUUUAUGAAGAGGGAGGCUUUCGCUUAGGUGUCUGUACCUGACAGAAUAUUUUUGCAGUCAUAGAAAAGACUCAGUGACUAUGUGGACACACAGAACAUUGUUUCGUUAUCUAAUACUAAGAAAGAAUUGUAGUAAGCUGUGAAGUGUCGGCAGUGUUACACCCUGACGAUAGAGAAAAACGUGAGCUGUGAAAACAGAUCAUAUGUGUGAGGCCCGACUGAAAGUAAUUCUAAUGAAGCUAAACAGUAUUCCCUUUACUCUUGCACUCACGUGUAACGACUAAAAAUUAAGACAAAGCCCAGGACAGCAAACAAAUGUGAGUCAGGGUAUUUCCUGCGUUAGUAAAAUUGAACACUGAAAUGAA